AUGGCUAAACCAAAGAUAGUAGAUAGCAGCGAAGAAGAUAAUGACCUGAAUAAUAAUUACACUGAAUCACCAGCAGUAGACUCCGAAUUUAACGAUGAUGAUGAUGAUGAUGAUGAAGACGAAGGUACUGAUGAACCAUAUCAUGGUGAAGAUUCAAUUUCAAGGCUUGCUCGAGAAAGAAGAAGAUCAAAACUAGCAGAAGAGGUUGAACAAGACGAGGAAGAUGAAGAUGAAGAUGAAGAAGAAGACGAGGAUGAAGACGAAGAAGAUGAACAAGAAGAAGACGAUUUAUUAGAACUGAGUGAAGAAGAAGAUCCAGCUAAUGAUGAAAAUUUCAAUAUAGACGACAUAGAAGAAGAUUUAGAGCCGAAGGAUGAAUUUGAAGCAGAAGAUGAUGAAGACAUUGGAGAAGUUAAGGUUGUUGAACCAAUUAAAACAGCCCCACAUAAAUCAAUUAAAAUUAAAAUCAAACCACCAACAAUGAAACCUGACACAACUUCAAAACCUACUUCUUCGACAACAACAACUACCACAACCACAGAAGACGAUACAAGAAGCAGUAGGAAAAGACAGGUAAAUUAUUAUCAAGACGAUGGUCUAGAUUUUUCAGAUGAUUUAUCAGAUGUUGAUGAUAUACCACCACCAAUUAAAAAAAUUAAAAUUAGAACCAUUCCAGAACCUAAAACUCAACCACAAGAUUUAGAUCCUGAUUUAAUAUUAACAGAUGAAGAAAAUGAAUAUAAUAUAAAUUCAGCAAAUGAUAUAUCAAAAAUGACAGAAAGACAAAGAGCAAGAUAUAAUACUGAAACAUCAAUUGGUUUAGAAGAUCAAUAUCUUGAAUUAGAUGCAAGUGGUAAAAAAUCAAAAGCUAAAAAACAAACAAAAAUUGAAACUGAAGAAGAAGUAGCUUUAAGAAAAGCAGAAAAUGCAAGAAAAAGAUUAGAUUAUAAAAAUAAAAUGUUGGAAGAAGAGAAAAGAGAUACAUUAAAUAAAUUAUUGAAAAGAAGAGCUACUAAAUCAAGAGAAAUUAUAACUGAUGAUAGAGAAGGUACACCAGGUGAAGAAUUAAAUUCUUUUUAUAAAGAAAGAAGACCAAUGUUAAAACAUCCUGCUUUUAUACGAUAUGUUAAUAAUACUACAACUUUAAAAGGUAAUUCUGUUUUAGCUUAUAAUGAAUGA
Molecule: messenger RNA, 1179 nt
Organism: Lodderomyces jiufengensis
Lineage: Eukaryota; Fungi; Ascomycota; Pichiomycetes; Serinales; Debaryomycetaceae
Exons: 1
Coding region: 1-1179 (392 amino acids)
Cellular component (GO): Ino80 complex
Source: RefSeq, a predicted model, not a curated record